Molecule: messenger RNA, 3881 nt
Organism: Linum trigynum
Lineage: Eukaryota; Viridiplantae; Streptophyta; Magnoliopsida; Malpighiales; Linaceae
Source: the annotation of a GenBank genome assembly
CGCGCAAGAAUAUGUUGCUUAGAAUCCGUUCAACAUGCACCCAUUGAAGUAGUUAGGUUUUUUUUAUGUAAGUUGUGUAUUUUUUAUAAGGGUUAGAGGUAUAAUAUGCAUCUUUAUUAUGUCGUUUUAUCAAAUAUGCCCUCUACUAUUUUUUACAUCAAACAUGCUGCUGUACUUUGGAAAAAUGAUCAAAUAUGUCAUUUUGUUAAAAUUUCCAUCCAAAAAUCGUCACCCAUGGUUGAACCUUGGUUUGGACGACACAAAUGUCUAAAAUAUCCUUGAUAAUUUCAAUUUAGAAUUGUUUGGGUUCUUUUUUCAUGAAAAAUUUAACAUAAGAGCAUGUUUGAUCAUUUAUCCAAAGUCCAGAGGCAUGUUUGAUGUAAAAAAUAGUAGAGGGACAUAUUUGAUAAAACUGCACAGUAGAGAGGCAUCUUAUACCUAUUACCAUUUUAUAAUGGAUAUAGAUAAGCAAGAAGGUCCACGCCUCAAUAGUUAUCCUUAUACAUCACAGUAGAUGAUCAUGUAAGAUUUCAAAGUUACAAUAUUUGACCUAGUGAUAGAUACAAUCAACCUGACAAGUGCAAAGAAGAAAAAGUCUAGAGAAGUAGUUAAUUAUAUGUAUUUACUUGGCCCUUUUGACAACAUCAAAUAGUAGAGUGACGAUAUCACCUUUUCGGUGUAAUUCAGAGUUCAAUUCAACGUAUUUUAUAACAUGAUUGUUAUGCAUGAAAGGUUAUGAAUGACAUAAUCCAUUCAUUCUCUUUAUACAAGGUGAAAAGGGUAAUGAAAGUUUUACUAGCUGUAUUUGUGAAAAGGGUAAUGAAAGUUUUAGUAGCUGUAUUUUAUGUAUUUUAAACAUUCAUAUCUAGAUACUACAACAUGAACUAAAUAAAAAGAUGCAUAUAUUCUAAUAAUUAAUGUAUAACAAUCAUAGCAUAUAAUUAAGAACCUGUUUGUUAGAUCUAUAGAGUAGAUGGGUUUAUAUAUCUAUAGAUCUAUAGAGUACAUGGGUUGAACUUCUAAAAAAAUAGUACAUGGGUUGGAACUGGCAUCAAAACUUCAAACAAACUUGAGAUAGAUUUGUCACCUUCUCCUGAUCCCUAUAUAUACCUAACCUCAUUUUCUAUCAAUCUUCAUACCACAACAUCUCACCUAACACAUUCCCAUUAAAAUUCUCUCCAAAAGUCUGUAUUUUCCGGGAGCUUCAACAAUGGUGAGCUCAAGUGGAUUCAGCAAUGGCCACCAUGAUCAUGAGCUCCAAGCAACAUCGAUACUUAACGUGAAACUAAUAAGGGAACCAACUUUGGUCCCUCCAGCCGACGAAACGCCCAAGGGUCUCUAUUUCCUGACCAAUUUGGACGACGAGCCCACCAUUGUCCGGACAAUAUACAACUUCAAGUCGGCGGAUGAUAGAGGAAACGACGAUGCCUGGGAAGUGAUGAAAACUGCCCUCAGCAAAGUCCUCGUCCACUACUACCCUCUCGCCGGCCGGAUGACCUUCGACGCCGAUGGCAGGCGCGUCGUGGAUUGCACCGGCGAAGGGGUGGUGUUUGUUGAGGCUGAAGCUGAUUGUGAGUUGGAAGAGCUCGGCGACUUUACAAAGCCAGAUAUUGUGAAUCGCAGGAAGCUCGUUUAUGAUAUUGAUGGAGCAACGGGGCCUAUGGAUUACCCACCUCUCAUGGCUCAGGUGACCAAAUUCAAGUGUGGAGGAUUUGCGCUAGGACUGGCCUUCAGUCACUUUGUGGCCGACGGAAUAUCAGCAGUCGAAUUCGUCAACUCGUGGGGGGAGAUUGCCCGAGGGCUUCCGUUAUCAUUGCCACCAUUUCUCGAUCGAACCCUACUCCGAGCUCGAACUCCACUCAGAUUCGAACACCACCACUCCGAGUAUGACACGUUACCGAACAUAUCAUCUGACCUUAUCACCGGCGAGGAAGUAGUCUACCGCUAUAUUCGGUUCGACCAGGACAUGAUCUGUAAGAUCAAGCAAGAAUCAAUGGCUCCUUAUAGCGAUCGAAAUGGAAGGAUGAUCACCAACAACAAAUGUUCGUCCUACGAGGUGAUCACGGCUUUCGUGUGGAAGGCUCGAGCCAAGGCACUCAGGAUGUGGGGUGACCAGCUCAUGAGGGUGCUCGUGGUCGUGAACGUUAGAGACAAGUUCGAGCCUCGGCUGCCAAAAGGGUACUUUGGGAAUGCGAUAAAAUACACGGCCGCCACGUGUCUGGAACGUGACCUCGUGGAUGAGCCAUUGUCUUACGCGGUCGGAUUAGUUCAAGAGGCAAUCCGCCGGGUGAAUGAUGAGCAUUUAAGAUCUACGAUCGAUUAUAAUGAAAUAAGAAGGGUGAUCCGUCCAUUAGGGUUUACAUAUAUUUCGAGCACGUGGUCAGGAUUGGCUUUUGGUUCAACCAAUUUUGGUUGGGGUGAGGCUAUCUCGACCGGUCCAGUGGAACUUCCUGUGGAUGAAGGGAUAUUGUUCCUUCCUCGUCAAGAGAAAGGGAAGAUGUGUAUGUAUGCGUUCAUGGGGCUGCCUGUCUCUGCCAUGGAGAAUUUUGAAGAAUUGGUUCGGCAAAUUAAUUAGUAAGCAUAAUAUAAUGUAUUGAUUUGAGAUGGUAUGUUGCUAAUCAACAAUUAUAUUACAUUUGUUAAGCAUCCACUAUUAUGAUGUUCUUAUGAUAAAAAUGAAUUGGUUUGAUAAUUGAAGAAUGGUUUUCUGUAGAAAAUCUAUCAUUGAUCAAUCGCUAAAUAUCUAUAUAAAAUUUACCUUGGAGUAAAUUAAAUUACCCAGUCGAGAGACAAUUUCUUCAUAGAUACAACAUAACUUAUAUAUCAAAUUAAAUCCAUAAUUAUAUUGCAUAUACCAACAAUUAACGUACGUAUGAGAUAACAUUUGAAAUAGUAACUCAGUAAAUACCUAUUGGAUUGUGCAUGAGAAGGAAGUAGUCGAAAUCUCCAAGAAAAUGAUACACAAACGAGAGUGCAUCAACUUGGCGUGUUGGUUCAUCCAUUAAUUAGCAACCUUCUUUUGGCACGCUCUGAUUUAGAGGUGUGAAUUGGAUUGAAUUCAUGAAUUGGUGGAUUGAUUCAUCCAAAUGACAUCCAAAUUUUGGACCAAAAUAUAAAUUUUGAAAAGUUUAGGUACUAAAAUAUCUUAAUAAAAAAAGUUAGAUAUCAAAAAGUAAAGGAUAAAAAAUAUAAGUACGAGACCAUAAUUUGCUAUUUGAAUCAUGGAUGCAUAAAUCCACCAAUCGUGAUCAGAUCAAAGGUGGCAAAAUAGUUACCAAUCCAUUGAUCCCAAUUGCCACGUCUGAUAUGAUCACCGGCUCCAUCAUCAAGUACUUGGCUGGCUGGACCCUAUAAAUAAUACUGAGGAAGAGCUGGAGGUUCAUCACUUCAUCACCAUGACCAAUAAUAUAAUUGUUUGUGUUCGGUUUUAAACUCUAUGCAAUUGCGAGGUGGCGAUACAGUUUGGUCUGGUUUAAUUGGCCCGAAUUGAUCUCGUCCGUUCGGGAAUAUAAGGAUUAAAUAUUGGAGUGGAUACAAUCCGGUUUUGAUCCGGUCCGGUUCCAAUUCGGUUAAGAUUUUAGAUUAAACUUGUGGGGAUUUGAGUGACCCGAAGCAUGAAAGGGUGAGGAAUUGGUCAAGUUUUGGGUGUUGGACUCUCUUAUCCGGUUUACGGUCCGGUCCCAAAAUAAUUUUUUUACCUCAAAUCUAAACCCAAAUAUGAGAUUGAAUUCUUUACUAUUCGAUCCCGAACCGAUCUCGAUCCAGGUUAUACGAUAUGGUUUCGAGUAAAACCAAAAUACCCGUACCAAAUAGCCACAUCUAGCGACGUGGGCUCUAGUCUUUAGAUGCAACGAUUUCACCAACAAAAUGGGCCAAGUCAA